AUGACGCUGGAUUUGCUCACGGGUAUCGUAGAGGACUUUCUCGAGAUUACAGCUACUACGACUGAUGCUGAGAUAACCAUGUUCACGUUCAACGUGCAUGCUGCCUCGUCCAUCACCGAUCCGGACGCCCCAGCACCGAACCUUGCGCAAGACCAGCUUCCUGAAGACGGGCAACUCCUUAGUGAUGUGUUGCAGGGUAAUCUUUCCGAUAACACCCUUACGCCAAACGCGUUGGAUGACCAACGCGCAAACUUAAACAGCUCGUGGUAUGACGUUGAUUGGUCCAACCGCCCAUUGAUUGGUUACUACGAUGACUCCAAAAAUGCCGAUGGACAGCUGUUCACACAAAGUGGAUGGCCUACAGAAGCUUUCAUGGAGUUCAAGCAGCUACGUCGGGUUGUCGUUAGUUACGGCACAAUCGAUCCGCAAAUGGACAAGUACAACUUCGGACCAGAUCUCGAAUACGUUUUCCCUCCCGGAACUAUCAUCGACGAGCAGUCAGUAUCGAUUGGCUCCGAUGGGCGUGUAACUUCUGGAUGCUUGUUUGCGUCUUCCGACAACACCUUGACUUCAACAAGAAACUCGUCUUGGGCUCUCGCUGAUGCACCGUCACUUGAUGUUAGCGCGACGCCGGACUUUCAGUCAACUAUACCUUCCAUUACCAAUCUUACCGCCUGCGGCAUCACACCCUUCCUCAAUCAAACCCUCGCAAACACAACUGCAGACAAGAAUCCUUUACCCUACGCCGCAUACGUACACUCAACAUUAUGGACCUUCGCACCUGGGCAGCCUCUCAAUUCCUCUGGAGAAGGCGACGACACAAACGACAACCGCUGCGUCGUCAUGAUGAAGUCGCCAUAUCCACAGCGCUGGCGCAUAGAAGACUGCAACCAACGCCAUCGCGUGGCCUGCCACGAUCCACGACAACCCUACAAUUGGCGUGUAUCGGACGACUCAACCUACUACGCGAACGCUGAGGGCUAUUGUCGGGACCCAUAUCAGUUCAGCGUACCUCACACCGCGCUGGAAAACUCACAUCUUUAUUCUGCCUGGCAAGCUGCCGCUCCUGAUGAAGAUGCGCUGUAUAUCAACAUGAACAGUCUGAGUGUGCCGGAUUGCUGGGUCAUUGGUCUCAAUGCGACGUGUCCAUAUCUUCCUACUACUGACACCAACCGUACGCGUAUUGUCGUUGUGCCGACAGUUGCGGCUGUAAUUAUCUUCCUGCUAGCUGUGCUUACCUUUUUCAUCAAGUGUGCAGCAAACCGGAGAGAGAACAAGAGGGGAAGAAAGAGAAGAUUAGUCGAUGGUUGGGAGUACGAAGGUGUUCCUAGUUGA
Molecule: messenger RNA, 1335 nt
Organism: Alternaria conjuncta
Lineage: Eukaryota; Fungi; Ascomycota; Dothideomycetes; Pleosporales; Pleosporaceae
Exons: 1
Coding region: 1-1335 (444 amino acids)
Source: RefSeq, a predicted model, not a curated record